GCAGGAGUGACCAGAAUAAAAACAGCAACACCAGACAUAGAGGAGGAAAAAAAGCAAAGUGAUCCAUUGAACCAGAGUCUUUGCCCUCUUUUAAUUACAUCUAGUUCCACAUCUUCUCCCUUUUUCACCUUUUUUUCUCAUCUUUAAGACUACGGGUUAGUGGUAAUUAGCUACAAGAGAAUAAAACCAGCUGAUCGAGAGAGGGGUGGUGCAUUUUGGAGCGAGAUGGCUAACAGAAACAUUCUGUUGCUCUUCUGUGGACUCUUCCUCUUAGCACUGAUUCAGCCCUCUCUUCAAGGAGGUGUGUAUGUACCACCUGGGGCUGGGAUUGGGCCUGGAACUGGAUUAUUUCCAGGGUCUGCUGGAGGCAUCCCUGGAGGCUAUAAACCAGCUAAACCUGCAGUUGGUGGUUAUGGAGGAACUGGUUUGGUGCCUGGAGGCGUUGGGCCUGGUGGCUUGGGAUAUGGAGGACUUGGAGCAGGACAAGGUGGAAAGCCUCCUAAACCAGGUUAUGGCAAUCUAGGAGUCGGUGGAGUCGGUGGUGGUGGUCUUGGAGGUGGCGGUCUUGGAGCUGGAGGUCAUGGAGGAGGUGGUUAUGGUGGUGGGGCUGGGGGAUUUUUCCCAGGAGUUGGACAGAAGGCUGCUAAAAGAGGCGCAGGGGGGCCUCUACUACCAGGAGGAACAGGAACUGUACUUGGGGGAGGAGGAGGACCAGGAGGCGCAGGAACUGGAGCUUCCGUACCCGCUGGAGUUCCUGUUAUUCCUCAGACAGGCCUUCCAGGAGGAGCUGGUGCUGGUGCAGGAAAAAAAGCUUCCAAAGUGCCAGGUGUGGGUGUGCCUGGACUUUAUCAAGGUGGACUGGUUCCAGGACAAGGGUUUGGGGGACGAGGUGUUCUUCCAGGGGUGGCCACUGGUUCAGAAAUGAAUCCCAAAUCAAUUGGAGGAGGGGGACCAGGAGGGGCUGGACCAGGAGGCCGUGGAUUUGGUCUUCCACUGCAGACUGGAGUGUUCCACGGAUACCCCCUUAAAUCACCCAAAGCACCAGGUGCCUAUGGUGCAAAAGCUGCAGCUGGCAAACUUCCUUACGGUUAUGGUGGUUUUGGGGCUGGCGGUCUUGGACUUCCAGGAGGACAGGGUGGUCCUGGGUCAAAGCCUGGAUAUCCUAUCGGAACUGGAGUGGGGCCUGGUGGCAUUUCACCUGCUCAAGCUAAAGCUGCCAAAUAUGGUGUAGGUGGUGUUGGAGGUGUUGGAGGCCUUGGAGGUGUAGGUGGUGUUGGAGGCGUUGGAGGCCUCGGUGGUGUUGGAGGAGUGGGGCCUGGGGGCAUUUCACCUGCUCAGGCUAAAGCUGCCAAAUAUGGAGUAGGUGGUGUCGGAGGUGUUGGUGGAGUUGGAGGCAUUGGUGGGGUUGCAGGCAUUGGCGGUGUUGGAGGCACUGGGGGUCUUGGAGGAGCUGGGUCCAAGGCUGCUAAAUACGGUGGUGUACCUGGUGGGGUACCAGGUGGAGUACCAGGCGGAGUACCUGGUGGAGUACCUGGUGGAGUACCCGGUGGAGUACCUGGUGGAGUGCCAGGUGGAGUACCCGGUGGGCUACCAAUUGGACUACCAGGUGGUGGUGGAUAUUCACCAGCAGCCAAAGCUGCUAAAUAUGGUGUAGGUGGACUUGGUGGUACAGGAGGACUGGGAGGAACAGGAGGACUGGGAGGAGCAGGACUGGGAGGAGCAGGAGGACUGGGAGGAGCAGGACUGGGAGGAGCAGGAGGACUAGCUGCUGCUAAAGCCGCUAAAUAUGGAGCAAGGGGGCAAGUAGGAGCAGGGGGACUCGGUGGAGCAGGACCAGGUGGAGCAGGACUAGGUGGAAUAGGACCAGGUGGAGCAGGACUGGGAGGAGCAGGAGGAUUAGCUGCUGCGAAAGCUGCUAAAUAUGGAGCAACAGGGCAAUUAGGAACAGGAGGACUGGGUGGAGCAGGUUUGGGUGGAGCAGGACUAGGUGGAGUGGGACUGGGAGGAGCAGGAGGACUUGCUGCUGCUAAAGCGGCUAAAUACGGAGCAGGGGGGCAAUUAGGAACAGGGGGAUUUGGUGGAGCAGGACCAGGUGGCGCAGGACUGGGUGGAAUAGGACCAGGUGGAGCGGGACUGGGAGGAGCGGGAGGACUUGCUGCUGCUAAAGCUGCUAAAUACGGAGCAGGGGGGCAAUUAGGAACAGGGGGAUUGGGUGGAGCAGGAUUUGGUGGAGUAGGACCAGGUGGAGCAGGACUAGGAGGAGCAGGAGGACUAGCUGCUGCUAAAGCUGCUAAAUAUGGAGCAACGGGGCAGUUAGGAACAGGAGGACUAGGAGGAGCAGGACUUGGAGGAGCAGGACUGGGUGGAGCAGGACUUGGAGGAACUGGAUUAGCUGCUGCUAAAGCUGCUAAAUACGGAGCAGGUGGACAGUUAGGAGCAGGGGGACUGGGAGGGGCUGUAGGGCUUGGAGGAGCUGGAGGACUGGGUGGUGGAUUUUCAGUUGCUGCUAAAGCUGCUGAAUAUGGUGUAGGUGCAGGUCCAGGUGGUGCUGGGGUCCUUCCAGGUGGUGGUGUAGGGGGAGGAGGCAUUCCUGGAAGAACCCCAUUUUUACCUGGAUAUGGAUCUUUAGCAGCUGGUGCCAAACCUCCAAAAUAUGGUGUAGGUACAGGAGUAGGUGGUGUCCCAGGAGGUGCAGGACAGGUAUUACCUGGCCUUGGUUAUGGAGGUUAUGGAGCUGGUGCUGGAGUUAAACCCCCAAAAUACGGAGGAGCUGGAACAGGAUUAGGACCAGGAGGACUGGGAGGAGUAGGAGUACCUGGUGGAGUAGGAGGGGUAGGGGGGGUACCAGGUGGUGUACCAGGAGGACUGGGUGGACUCGCUGCUGCCAAAGCUGCUAAAUAUGGAGUUGCAGGCGGAGCAGGAACAGGGGUAGGACCAGGAGGACUGGGAGGAGCAGGAGGAGUACCUGGUGGAGUAGGAGGAGUACCAGGUGGUGUACCAGGAGGACUAGGAGGACUUGCUGCUGCAAAAGCUGCUAAAUAUGGAGUUGCAGGAGGAGCAGGCUUAGGAGCAGGACUAGGAGGAGCAGGAAGAGUAGGUGGAGUAGGUGGAGUAGGAGGAGUACCUGGAGGAGCAGGAGUAGGACAGUACUCUGCUGCUGCAAAAGCUGCUAAAUAUGGACUGACAGGAGGAGUCGGAGGAGCAGGAAUAGGACCUGGUGGUGUAGCAGGGGGGUAUCCAGGCGGCGUUAAACCACCAAAAUAUGGAGGGGUCACCGGAGUAGGACCCGCCGUACCAGGAGCCACACCGGGUACAGGUGUCGGUGGUGUUCCAGGUGGUUCUACUGCUGUGGUACCUGAGGGCACAGGGGUUCCUGAUGGAAAACCAGCAACAGAUGGAGGCCCUGCUGGAACUCCUGGUCCAGAGCCAACAGCUAAUGCCACAACUGGCAAGGCUCCAGAGGUCCAGCAGCCCACAGGCGUUGCUGGUGGGAUUGUCCAACCAAGUGCUGGAACAAGUGUUGGUGGAGCAGGAGUUGCAGCCCCCUCUGGUGCUGGUACAACAGGCCAAGGUCAGCCCAGUGCACCUGUAGUCCAACAGCCUGGAGGAGCUGUUGGUACAGGAGUCAAAGCACCUAAACCAGUCAUACCAGGAGCUACUGGAACGGGUGUUGGUCCAGGUGUUGGAACAGGUGGAGGUGUAUAUCCUUACGGAGGGUACUACCCAGUUCCUUAUGGUGGUGGGACAGGAGUUGGGACGGGGGUCGCACCUGGAGCUGUAACGCUACCUGGAGCAAAGCCUUUGAAACCUCCAGGAACUGGAGCUGGAGUUGGAAUCCCACUGUCAUCAGGUUUUCCAGGGGGAUACAGUCCAUAUCAUCAUGGUUAUGGACAAGGUGGGUAUCCGUCUGCAGUUGGACUGGGAGGUGCUGGUGCAGGUGCUGGAGCUAAACCACCCAAACCAGGUUAUGGUAACCUUGGAGGUGGUGGUUAUCCAGCAGGUGUUGUUCCUGGUGUUCCUGGUUAUGGAGGAGGUUACCCCUCACAGUAUUAUCCAGGAGGAUUAAUGCCCAACUGCCGACAGCAAGGUGGAUAUGUACCAGCUCCACUGACUCCUCAACAAGCCAAAGCAGCUAAGUACGGUGCACUGCAGGGUUUCCUUGGUGGAGCAGGAGGAGGGGUCUACAGAGGUGGUGUCGGAGGGGGUGUUGGAGGUGGUGUUGGAGGAUGCCUCGGCAAAUACUGUGGGAGGAGGAAGUAGAGGAUCACUUGAGAUCCCGUGUGACCUCAAGAAACCAUGGUGCUACUGCAUGAUAGAGAAUGUACAUUUUAUAAACAACACCAAGCCCCCAUCAGAAACCUUGUAAAAAUGUUUUUUUAACUGACUUGACUUUAAUGUCUGUUUUAAUGCAAACCCACCGACCCAGAAUUUUGUACACGUUCUGAUGUGACGUAUGUUACUGAUAGUGCCUUAAAUCAUUAAUGUGCUCAAGUUAAUCAGCUUUAAAGCACCAGCCUAUUUUAAAUAUAGAGUAUGUGUUAGUCUGUCACCGUGUGUUGCUUAUUCUUGAUCAUGGGUGUGUUUGUGUUUGUGUUUGUGUUUGUUUGUGUGUGGUGUGUGUGUGAUUCAGGCAUGUGGUUGCCUUCAUGUGACCUAUGAAUGAUCUCCCACCCAGCUUUAAUCCUGAGGUGAUGUGUCGUUAGUGUUAGAGCGCACGUCGCUGUGCAGACCUCAUCACCUCUCUGACAUGUCGUAGUGUUUGGGUUGGUCCCGGACCGUUCCAAAACUGGUGAAAUCUGGCCAAUCUGUGCCUCGUCUCUGGCUCCCUGUCUUCUGUGCUGCUAUUUUUAGGCCUGCUGGGUAUAAAGCAGCGGGAAGCGGGGCUCUGUCCAACCCAUCUGCUCUCUGUAACUUUGCUGAUUCGGGUUGCUAUGCAGUACAGUUCCCUCAGCAUUUUUUAUCUUGCCAACUUGUGAUGUAUGAAGAGCAGCUUGUGCUCUGAGGCAUUUGAUGCUAGAGGGAAUUAAAUAGUUUGAUCUAGUACAGGAUGUUUUAACUCCUGGAGAAGCAGUGUUUCCUUUUUUUUUUUUUUUUUUUUUUUUUCAGAUUCAAGUAUCAUUCAGCUUCUACUCUGCUCUGGCAUGUACAUUGUGUAUGUAUGAAUGUUUAAUUAUCUGUCAAGUCCGCUUCAAGUGUUUAGUCUCAUUUCAGUAGUUAUCCACAUUUAUGUAACUUGUCAUUACAUGGUUAUUCAACAUUUUUUUGCACCAUGCUUUGACUCAUAGCUUUACUGUUAUCAGGAAUGUGUGAACAUAAACAGUGCUUUGCUUUUGCAUAUAUUAACUGUUAAAAAUUGUUAUACAGAAUAAGACUUUGUGUGAUGGUGAGCUUAUGUUUUAUAAGAGGCACAUGCUCCCAUUGUUCUUUAUUUGCUUGAGCUGCUUUCAAAAAGGCUUUACAGACCAAAGGUUCAUGAGCGCUGUUGCCAAGUGACCCCAUCUCUUUCUGUAACUAUGUACUGUAUUUUGUACUAAUUUGAUGUUAGCCGGCUUCAGUCCAUCACUCUGUACUUGGAGCCUCGCUGGGUCAGACUGUGUCUUAUGUGCCGUGGGAUUCUCUUCAUCUUUAUUUAAAACUGUUUUUAUACGGAGGAACAGUGUGGUUUUGCACUUUUUAUAUUUCCACGACACACAUGUGACUUGUUCCUGGAUAUCUGCAUUUUAUUUGCUUCAUUAAAUAACUAAAUAAAAUGUGUUAAAAGAA
Molecule: messenger RNA, 5763 nt
Organism: Sphaeramia orbicularis (orbiculate cardinalfish)
Lineage: Eukaryota; Metazoa; Chordata; Actinopteri; Kurtiformes; Apogonidae
Gene: elna
Product: elastin a
Exons: 59
Coding region: 226-4260 (1344 amino acids)
Molecular function (GO): extracellular matrix structural constituent
Source: RefSeq, a predicted model, not a curated record